Messenger RNA from Fusarium subglutinans, 705 nucleotides. RefSeq lists its product as uncharacterized. Gene Ontology annotation, biological process: DNA-templated transcription. NCBI's taxonomy places the organism in Eukaryota, Fungi, Ascomycota, Sordariomycetes, Hypocreales, Nectriaceae. The coding region runs from base 1 to 705 and encodes 234 amino acids. The transcript has 3 exons. Gene Ontology annotation, molecular function: DNA binding; zinc ion binding. The record is from RefSeq and is a predicted model, not a curated record.
AUGGAGAUGUUAGUAAAGCUUCCGCCAGAAAAGCAAGCUAUGCAUCUUUUGCGUACAUUUGAAGGAGUAAGCAGUGAAUACCACUGGUUUCUCCGCCAACAGUUUAGAGAUCGGAUGCGGCAGACAUACUCCCAGCCUACAAGUCAUGCCAACGAUAGAAAUUGGUUCUGCCAACUGUCCCUUGUCUUAGCUUUGGGCCAAACUCUCGAAAAGCAGCCAAAACAAGAGUCUGAAGAGAUAAAUGGCCUAUGGGAUUUCAAUCAGUCUUCAGCUUCGUUAGAUCUAUUUAGCCAGGCCGUGUCUUUAUUUGGCAUCUCAGAGACUCUAACAUUGGAGAACCUCGAGACAUUGAAUCUCAUGGCUUAUUACUGCCACUUUACAAACCGACCAAAGGCAGCUGUUAUCUACAUCAGCCAGAGCAUAGCAGUAGCAAGGCUGCUUCAACUUGACGAUCCAGAAACAUACCAGCCCAAGAGCUCAGGACAGCAAGAUGGUAAAAGCCAAUGCAUCACCAAAGGGCACAUGCUUCGGUUAUGGUGGACGACUGUCUGUCUGGAUAAGACGCUUGCUACAGAACUUGACUUGAGUCCAGUGUACUUGACCCCGUCUCUGGACUUGCCGUUACCGUCUUCAGAAGGGUUUUCAUCGGAGAAUGAGGAUGAGUUCUUUGAUUUGGAGCUUUUAUUGGCGGAGAUCCAGUCUUGA